This is a messenger RNA of Coffea arabica (coffee), 1707 nucleotides long. Lineage: Eukaryota; Viridiplantae; Streptophyta; Magnoliopsida; Gentianales; Rubiaceae. The record is from RefSeq and is a predicted model, not a curated record.
GUUAAAAAAAGCCACGCCGCCGUGCGAAUACUUGAAAAACAAAUUUUCCUUUGCCUCUAUUUCAUUGUUCUUGUAUUGUUACCGUGGGUUUACGAUUUAUUGUCAGUUUGGGUCCAUCACGCUUGUUAUCUCGCUACUUGUUUAGUGUUCUGAGAAGGAGGGACGAUUUGGGUCAAUUUAGGGUUUUGAUAAAGAGUGACGAUGAUGGAGGAAAAGCGGGGUGGAGGAAUGAGUGCCGAGGAAAGGGAGAAAUUCCUUCGCAUCGCCAAAGAGUGGCACGGCGGUGGGGUUGAAAAGCCCGAAAUUUAUCACCAGAAGCUGGUAGAUAAUUUUAAGAGAGCUGCAGCCUACGUUGGGUUCAAUGAAUCGACGACUUCUCUUCCUCCUUCAAAUUACCCUCAGGACGCAAUGUUAAUGCUCUACGGCCUAUAUAAACAGGCAACCGAGGAAACCGAGUUUGAUGAUAUUCCCUUGCCUAAAUCAUCGGAUGAACUGGAGCAAAAACUAUACUGGAGCCGGAUUGGCAUGCUAUGCAUGCCACCUACACUUGCAAUGAUGAACUUUGUGGCAACUGUGAAGAUUGUAGACCCAGCAUAUCGUGCCAGUGCGUCAAAUUUUAGCAGGGAAUCGCUUGAACAAUCUGAGUUGAAUGUGAGUGUGUAAACAAUUUCGUGAAUUAUCUGGUUUUGCCUGUCUUCUACAUUGCUUAGUGCAAAUAGUGAAGGAGGAUCUCUACAUCAUAGGUAUUAGAAGCAAGACUUGCUUAUGAUAUUUCACCUGUUGAAAGUUGUCAUAGUCUGAUAAUCUGCGGCUGCUCAGUCUGUCUAAAAAUAAAAUGAAGAAGAAGAUGAUUCAAAGAUUUACAUCAGCAUGGUAGUAUCUGAUAUUAUACUUGUAUACAUGUCAGGCGUUGAUUGUCCCGAAUGAGAAAAGGAAAGUGUACCCUAUGUGUUGGGUUGUGGGUUCAAUUCUACAAAGUGCUAUUCAUAUUCAAUGCUAGACUGCUAUACCCUAUGUGUUGUGCUGUAGUUUCAAUUCUACAAACUGUUAUUCAUAUUUAAUGCUGGACUACUACAGAAUUUCAUGAAAUUACAUUCAUUAUUUGAGUAAACAAUAUCAUAGCACAUCCUUAAGUCUGUUCCAAGAUCCAAACAAUUUGGUCUGUUUCAAGACCCAAACAAUUUAGUCUGUUAACAAGAUCGAAACAAACUGAGAUCUCAACUCUUUCAGCAUCCAAAUUAAUCAAUUGUACAAGUCAUAAAGAUGCAACAAAUAGUGUGUUCACCAUCUUGAAUUAAGUGCUUAAGAACCCUCAGAAUCUUUUAGUUCUAUCUGCGUUAUCAAUAAGAAGUCUUCGAGUGGCUAAUUGUGAACCAUGAAGUUGCAAUUUAUCUUGUAUUGAGUGUUUAGGCUAGCAAUCGGCAACAUAUAUUAUUGUACAUUCUCCAACAAGGAAGUGAUUUAAUUAAGUUGUGAAAGGAAGAUUAUUAGAUAUUAAGCGAAAUUUGAAAGAAGCAUGUUGCAGACUUUCUUUUUCCUUCACAUCCUUUAAGCUAUUGGUGCCAUUUCGGACAAGAGGCUCUCUUUUCGAUGAUUUGGAGUAGGUGAAUUAGAUUUUUCAUGUUGUCCAUGUGUUUGCAUUUUGCAAAGAUAUUGUAUUGUCACCUGCUGUUUUAUUCAAAGUCUUCAUUUACCCCACAGUAUCUG